Sorghum bicolor (sorghum) is the source of this 1491-nucleotide messenger RNA. RefSeq lists its product as uncharacterized. NCBI's taxonomy places the organism in Eukaryota, Viridiplantae, Streptophyta, Magnoliopsida, Poales, Poaceae. Bases 92 to 1243 code for a protein of 383 amino acids. The transcript has 10 exons. The record is from RefSeq and is a predicted model, not a curated record.
UUGAUCUUGGGCGCCGCCUCAUUGGUUUGCAACUUUGCAUAAUUGCAUCCGCCGCCGCCGCCGCCUCCGCCUCCGCCUUAAACCCUAAACCAUGACCUCCCGCGCCGCCGCGAAGGCAGCCCUCCUCCUUCCGCUCCACCUCCUCUCUGCCGCCCUCGGCCCGCGCUUCUCCUGUACCUCCGCCGCCCCGCUCCGAUGGGCGCGCUCCGCGGCGGCGCUGCUCGCCGUCGCUUCGCUCCUCACCGCCAUCUGCGCUAUGCCCGACGCGGGUGCCAACGUUGAAGCCGACGCCGACGCCGACGCCGACGCCUUGCGGUUGGAGAUUGAAGCGCUCAGGCUAAAGGUCGCGCGGCUGGAAUCUUUACUAGAGGCAAAUGCGAAGACAUUGGACAGUAAGGUUAGUAUCUUGGAGGAGGACAACAAACUCAAUGAAGCAAUGGAACGUGAAAUCCAGCUUUUAAUGAAUGAACCAGACAGUACAAAGAACUCCCAAAGCAAAUCAUAUUCUGCUGGCAACAUCAAAUCUAUGGAAGAUGAGGUGCAACAACUUCAGCACGAGGUCAGUAAGAUAAACAGAAAUUCUUACGCCACUGCAUCAGUAGCACGUGAUACUGAGAAAAGGGUGGAAUCUCUGAGCUUGGAGGUCAAAAAAAUAGAGGAUAUGACUGCGGAACAAUGGAUCCAAAUUCGACAACUUGAACAAGCAUUUGUGUUAACUAAGAUGAUGACGUCAAAAGUUUUCGAGAGAAGUAAGCCAUCAGAUACAGUUUAUAAGUGGCCUGGAAAAGAAAUAAUUGUUAAGUAUGUCAGGAGUAUCAAACUUGAUGGUAUUUAUCUUAGAGGGGCAUCAUAUGCAAGGUCCUGCUUUUCACAUACAUAUAAACGGUCUAGAAGUUUUGUACAAGCAAUAAGCAGAUGCUACCAUGAGACUUCUCGGUUCCGCAAAGCAAUUUGUCGCCAGUAUAUAUCUGAUAUUAACAAGCCUGAUGUCUUCUUUUUGGGUGGUACCGUUUCAAAAUCAAGCAUUUCUCUUCCAUAUAACCAAUUCAAGAUUUUCAUCUCAUCAGCACAGAAGUUUCAUUAUAAGGCCCAAGUUUUUAUCAGUGAUGCGAUGGAAUCCAACAAAUAUAGCAGUGGUUUGUCGAACGAGCCAGUUACAUUUAUCUUGGCAUAUCUUCUUCUCAUUUCUCCAAUGUGGAUCGCUUGGUUCAUUUAUUCAACAUGGUUCAGCUCAAGGAAAUGACAACUUGUCGGAAAACAGGAGCUGUGCAGUCUUUUUUUUUCUUUGGGGGGGGGGGGGGGGGGUGUUCCAAAGGUAUAGAAGUACGAAAUAUGUGAAAUAUUUGCAAUCACCAGGAGGUUUCAGUAAUAUUUUGUAACUGUUUGUUGAAACAAAAUAUUUUGUAACUGUUCUCGAUAUAGAACUCAGUUAUCGUAUGUAAAUGUACGAUGGAUUAGGGGUGGGCAAAAUACAUGAACUUAUCGUGUGCA